Nomia melanderi (Alkali bee) is the source of this 1969-nucleotide messenger RNA. It is a transcript of the gene Dop1, whose product is annotated as dopamine receptor, D1. Lineage: Eukaryota; Metazoa; Arthropoda; Insecta; Hymenoptera; Halictidae. The record is from RefSeq and is a predicted model, not a curated record. Gene Ontology annotation, cellular component: plasma membrane. Gene Ontology annotation, molecular function: octopamine receptor activity. Gene Ontology annotation, biological process: positive regulation of MAPK cascade; adenylate cyclase-activating adrenergic receptor signaling pathway.
CGAUAGAAUUGGUAUUUAUAGAGCGGGGUUUCGCCGUUUGCGCCGGUGUAAUCUUCCCGAGAUCAUCGCGACGCCGGAAUUUCAAUGCUCGUCGAAGUCGACGCUCGAGCGUCGAGGCGAGUCCUCGGGAGCCGUAGAUUUCGCACGAUUUAAUGAAUAAUGUGACAGAAGGGGAAGAAGAUCUGCCUGAAGACGCUUUCUCGCUGUUGUCGGUGCUUCUAGUUGGUCUCCUCUUCCUGAUAUUGAUAUUUUUAUCCGUCGCGGGCAACAUCCUCGUCUGCGUGGCGAUUUACACGGACCGCGGGCUACGGAGGAUAGGGAACCUGUUCCUGGCCUCCCUCGCGAUCGCCGAUCUCUUCGUCGGCUGCCUGGUGAUGACCUUCGCCGGGGUCAAUGAUCUGCUCGGCUACUGGAUGUUCGGCCCGCGGUUCUGCGACACUUGGAUCGCGUUCGACGUCAUGUGCAGCACUGCCUCCAUUUUGAAUCUAUGCGCGAUAUCCCUCGACCGUUACAUUCAUAUCAAGGACCCUCUCAGAUACGGUCGCUGGGUGACGAGGCGAGUGGCGGUCGCCGGGAUCGUGAUCGUGUGGCUGCUCGCGGCGCUCAUAUCCUUUGUACCGAUUAGCCUAGGCCUUCACCGGGCAGACGAAGAAACACCCAUAGUUAACGAGGACGGCCAAGAGGAACACCCUAUGUGCGCCUUAGACCUCACACCCACCUAUGCGGUCGUCUCCUCUUCCAUAUCUUUUUACGUGCCCUGCAUCGUGAUGCUGGGAAUUUAUUGCAGGCUCUAUUGUUACGCGCAGAAACACGUCAAGAGCAUCCGGGCGGUGACGAAGCUGCCGGACACAUCAAUGGCCAAGAGCUUUCGCGGGAAAAGCGCUCGCAACAAGCCGCCGAAGCCGCAGACGAAAACGAAGCCGACGAGCCCUUACCACGUGUCCGAUCACAAGGCCGCCAUCACCGUGGGCGUCAUCAUGGGCGUAUUCUUGAUAUGCUGGGUACCCUUUUUCUGCGUCAACAUCGUCGCCGCGUAUUGCAAGACCUGCAUAUCAGUCCGGGCGUUCCAAGUACUCACUUGGCUCGGCUACAGCAACUCGGCCUUCAACCCGAUCAUCUACAGCAUAUUCAAUACAGAGUUUCGGGAAGCUUUCAAGAGGAUCCUGACGAAGGGUACACGGGCCCGGGGGAACCAGCCGUCGACCAGCGAGUGCGGCGAGUUCCGAUCCGUGGUGGUGCAGAAACGGAACGGGUCCAUGAUCGAGUGCAACAUCAGUCCGAGAUCGAGCGCGGACAGUUGUCAGGUCGGGAUCAUGGCGCAGAGGCAUCGCGACACCAUCGUCAGCGCGAUAUAAUUACGGCUUGACUUUCUCUUCCGGAUCAACGGAUCUUCCUAUCGGACGCUGGUCGCGCUCCUUCGACGACGGAACGCACACAUACUCGUACUCGUACUCAUACACACACACGACAGUCAAACACGAUGAACAGACAUAUCCUGCAUUGCGAGUUGGCGUUUGGGAAGGAUCGGAAUCUGGAUGGAUGCGCUCUUGGAGUUUCUAGAAAAGAAUUUCGACAAGUUCAGUUCACUGGUCAGUAGCGGUCACCUUUCGGCUACUGUCCGCCACUACAGUGGCUACCGUGGGCAUCGUGUUCCCAAACGGUACGCCACUGAAUUGGCUCGCUCUGUUUACAGACACGUUCAACGUAUCGCCCGACUGCCCUCGUGCUUUUCGUUUCACAUUUGUUUCGCGUAAACAUUUCCCUAAUAUUUCUAAUAGUAAGAAGCGUCUUGUACGGUUUCACGCGGUCCACGUUGAAGCUUACAGAGAUAGUGUUGCGGAGAAUCCCGCAGUGGCUGAAAGGUUAACACGUUGAAUGCCAUGGGGUCACCGGUAACCCUCAACCAAAUCGAUGAUCAUUUGGAGACAUUUCUAUAUUACAAAUAAUGCUACCUAAUACGGUAACAUUC